CGGGUAACUAAAAGUGCGCCAUUUUGACGUUGUGUUCGAGUGCGUGUUUCUUGGUGAAGGAAGACUCGUAUGAAUAUGUCAUGGAUAUCUUACUGGAAAGGAUCGGGUCGCUGUUAGUAGGGUUCCAUUGACGAAUCUAUCAGACCGGUCGUGUUUCUUUUUUACGAAUCUAAACGGAAUCUCGAAAUUCACCAUCUGAAAAUCUGAGAGGAAGAUGUGGCAUGAAGCAAGGAGGUCGGAGAAAAAAGUCCACGACAUGAUGGACGCCGCGCGGAAGAGAGCGCAGCGCCGUGCUAUCUAUCUUGCUAAGCGGCGGGGAGACCCCCAGCAAUCUAUCCAAUCCGUCGGUACCCGAUGUCGCAUCUAUCGUGAUGAUGCCCUCUAUCAAGCCACGGAGGAUCAGCAGGGCCUGAUACCUUGGAAUGGCAAGCAGGACAUUCUAAUAGACAGAUUUGAUGGACGUGCUCUUCUUGAUUUCAUCCGGGGUACCAGUUCACGGAAUAUUCAUGCUCCGCAAAGAACUGAAGAGGAAGAAGAACUAGAAGAGUUUGUUAAUUUUGAGCGUUACCGGGACUUAAUUAAGCAUCGGCGCAGAGGAUUCAAUGAUGCGGACGGUUUACAACACGUUAACCUAGAGCUGGAGGCUAAGAUUGCUGCUCAAUUUGGUGCAGACAGAUCUCAAGUAACACAGCCUUCAACAAACAAGGGAUCUUAUUCCCAAGUGGGGUUCUCUUAUGAUGGAGAUGUAAAAGACGAGGCUCAUUAUUCAGAUGCGGAGGAAGAUGGUGAUGAUGAAGAGGAAGAAGAAGAUGAUUUUAAUAGUGAUGAUAGCAAUGAUGAAGCAAUGGAGUCGGUUGCUAAAGAAUUUGGAGUGAAGAGAUAUGGCUGGCUAGUCUACAUGGAUAAAAAGGCAAAAGAGGAGGAAAGGAGACAAAAAGAAGUUAUAAAGGGGGAUCCUGCCAUUAGGAAACUGAGUCGAAAAGAGAGAAGAAAAGCUUCACAGCUCGAAAGAGAAAAGGAAAGAGAAGCUGCUCGUUUUACUGGCAUUAGACAUUCCCAUCACGAUCCAUAUCGUGAGUCUAGACGAAGUCCAACAUACGAAGCUUAUUCACGCUCUAGAAGUUCCAGGUCCAAGUCUCGGUCAAGGUCUCCCUCACACUCCCGGCGUUAUAGUCGUGGAACUCAAUAUGAUGAUGUGGAGCUGGGAAGAGUUCCAAAGAUAGAGUACAUAACUGAGUUUGGGGGUUCAGAUAAUGAAAAUGAGCCUAAAUUUGAAGGAUAUUCUCCACCUCGGAGUCCUCGAUCUCAAGCUGAUGAUUCACUAAACCGGCCAUCAUCUGGUCUCAUUCUUGAAGCUCUUCAUGUAGAUCCUGCAUCAGGGGUUUCUGUUGAUAAGGAAAAGAAUAUCAAAUUACACAAAACACCAAUAAGCUCAACAUCUGCAGUAGCAAAAUUAUGCAAGACCCCAACUAGCUCAAUCCUCUCUAAACAACAGGGAGAAAAGAAGGAAACUCCUCAGGAACGGCUCAAGCGAAUCAUGAGCAAGCAGCUGAACAAACAAAUCAAGAAAGAUACAGCUAUUGAAACGGCUAAGAAGCGAGAACAAGAAAGACUGAGGCUUGAAAAACUUGCAGAAACAAAUAGAUUAAGUCGACAUCGUCAUCGAAGCCGCAGUAGAAGUUACAGUCGGUCCCCUCCAAGAAGAUACCGCCGCAGCCGCAGCCGCAGCCGCAGCCGCAGCCGCAGCCGCAGCCGCAGCCGCAGCCGCAGCCGUAGCAGGGGUCGGAGUUCACGAAAGUCCCGCUCAAGGUCAAACUCAAGGUCAAGGUCUCCUGGUCGUUCACACUCCUAUUCCCGAUCUCGUUCACCUCGGGUUAGGAGGAGGUCAAGAUAUUGAUAUAGUUGCUGCAAUGUUGUGGCAUAAUUCAUCUGUCUUACAUUGGUGUCACGUAGGAUAAAAACUUGAUUUUUGUUGUAAUUUUUGUUGUGAAAUACUGAAAUGUAUUUACCAAAUUUGCAAAGCUCUAUGUAGACUGCAAGCUUAAUUGAGUUCUCCUGGAUAAUGUCUGCAAUUACUGGGUGUUGCAAAACAUGAUUUACUUUCAGGUUUUUAACUUCCAAGCUAAAUAUAAAUUGAGAUUCCCCUUAAAAUA
Molecule: messenger RNA, 2153 nt
Organism: Cuscuta europaea
Lineage: Eukaryota; Viridiplantae; Streptophyta; Magnoliopsida; Solanales; Convolvulaceae
Source: the annotation of a GenBank genome assembly